Cydia amplana is the source of this 1661-nucleotide messenger RNA. Its product is annotated as leucine-rich repeat protein soc-2 homolog. Gene Ontology annotation, molecular function: protein binding. The record is from RefSeq and is a predicted model, not a curated record. The transcript is spliced from 3 exons. Bases 70 to 1635 code for a protein of 521 amino acids. Gene Ontology annotation, biological process: signal transduction. Lineage: Eukaryota; Metazoa; Arthropoda; Insecta; Lepidoptera; Tortricidae.
AAACUUACCUUCGUUGGAAAACUAAAUAUUAUGAAGUACUUUUGAUUAAUCUCGGUUAUUUUAAGGACAAUGGAUAAUACCAUUGUGGAUAUAUGUAAACAGACAAAAAACAUUCCCAACGGAAUAUCAAAAUCUUUUGUACUUCACGUAUCAGAAAACUUGCAAAACACAGCAGAAUUAGACGUCAGCCAAAAAAACCUGAAAGAUGUGGAUGAGAUUACAGAGACUGCGGAUAAAAAUGAACCAGGGGAAUUAAAGGACAUUAAUGGAUUAUCAAAGUUUGAUUUUCAUUUAUCAGAAGAGUUUCAAAACAUUACAGAAAUCGACUUCAGCAAGAAAAACCUUGAAAAAAUUGAUGAGGGUACAACUUUACCUCCAUGUCUGCGCUGCUUAAAUUUGUCACACAAUAAACUUCUUGAGGUUCCAAAGAUUGUUAUGGACCAUAAAAAAUUGCAAGUAUUAGAUAUUUCUCACAAUGCAAUACAGUAUUUCAAUGAAACUCCAAGCUUCUGUCACGAAAUAGAAAAUCUCAAUAUCUCCAGCAAUGACUUAAGGUGCCCUCCACUAUGGAUAUGGUUGGAAUCUCCAAGGAACCUGUCUAGAUUAGAUAUUAGUUGUAAUAUGCAUGUAGCAGAAUUGUUAAAUGGAUAUGUCGAUGAGCUUCUGCAAUACAACACUCGGCUCACACAUGUAACAUUGUAUAAUUGUAGGUUAGGUAAGUACUUAAGAUUCCUUGGCACAUUCCCGAAUUCAAAAGACCUUGUACUCGGAACUCCGGACUGGAGCUGUUAUGCUGCAAACCACCUGCAAGAGCUACCAUGCCAAGGACUCAACAAAUGCUGUGAUAUUCAAAGACUAAUCUUAACUAAUACCCAUAUAUACACUAUCACUCCACAAAUAAACAUGUUUAAGAAUUUAAUAGAAAUAAAUUUGUCACAAAACAACCUCAACGGGUUACCAGCUGAAUUCUGCGAGUUAGAAAACCUAGAGAUCUGUAUAUUGUCAUUCAACAACAUACUGUAUGUACCUGAUAAUAUAGUCAAGUUACAAAAGUUAACCAUCCUGUGCCUAGCGGUCAAUGAACUUUGCAUGAUACCUGAGAACAUAAUGGACCUCACUAACUUAAAGGUGCUAGAUUUGUAUGACAACAAUAUAUGGGAGUACCCUGAAGAUAUUAGGAACAUACCAGAGCUUGAUUUGGCACAAAACUACUUUGAAGAGCCUGAUGAUAAUGAUUAUUUAGAAAAGAGAGGUAAAUUGAGACUUCAUAACUCUGAUCGAUUGAACGGGAGAAAAUUCGAAAUGGAACAUGCUGAGAGUGAACAUUCUCCAGACACAACUGAUGAUGAAGAACUAAUCAAAAGCUUAAAUGAAAAAAGUAGCUCAAAUGGAGAACCAAGAAAUGCGCCACCAAGCUCUCCCGAAGAUUGGGACUCUGAUUCCUACUGGGAACCAUACAACAUGGUAUACCAGCGCCCAAAAGGCAAGCCGUACUGGAUAUCCUUCGUGCAGAAAGCCAUGGACAACGGUAACCUGUGCCCUUCAGACCACCACACGGCGCCUGUGAUGUGCCGUCCGACGCAGGAGUAUGAGUCUGAUGGGCAGUUUGAUGAUUAUUCUGAGGAUGAUAGUUGAUCUUUUCACUAUGGGCCUUAUUUCAC